Podospora bellae-mahoneyi is the source of this 2464-nucleotide messenger RNA. RefSeq lists its product as uncharacterized. The coding region runs from base 1 to 2253 and encodes 750 amino acids. The record is from RefSeq and is a predicted model, not a curated record. Lineage: Eukaryota; Fungi; Ascomycota; Sordariomycetes; Sordariales; Podosporaceae. The transcript is spliced from 3 exons.
AUGUCUACAGCAGACUACCUGGACCGUUUGAGACCCGAUGGAACGGUCGAAGCCGAAUCUUAUAUCAACGACAAUCUCCCACGACUUGUAUACUUUCAGUUUCUCGUUGCUGCUUCGAUCCUCCAUACAGAUCGUCAGCUUUCACUCGAGAUUCUCAACUGGGUGUGUAACCUUAGCGCAUCGCCGACUACAGUUAGUCUCAACAUUCAAGCCUCGUCGUUACACAAUACCCUUAUUCUUUCGAAUACCCACAACAUCUUUAAUGUGCCGUCCGUCAACAUCUACGCCAGCAAGCAAGUGUUGAAGUCUCGACUCAUCGUGGCGAAAGCUUUAGAGGAUGCGUUCCGAAGCUUCGCGGCUCAGGACACCACCAGAGGUAACUUCGCAGCUCUGACAGCCAACAUGCUCGCACGCAGCGAGGAUGCCAUUACCGAAUACCAGGUUCUCGAGGCUUUGGCUCAAAAGGGGUACGAAGCGGCGGUGAACGCCAACAAUGUGGCCCAAAAGCGUUUCCUGGAGAACGAAAAGUCUCUCGACAAGGUCCAGAAAGAUUUGAACGCUGGUAUCGAUGCAUGGAGCAAGAAAAAGGAGCAAGAAGCCGUGGUGGGCGUAUGCAAGGCCGUCGUAGACGUUUUCGGUGCGGUGGCCGCGACAGUCGCUACAGGAGGUCUUGCAGCACCCUCAAUUGGCGCCGCCAUCAAUUCAGACGUGGGAGUAACCAAGACGCUAACUGAGAUCUUUAAAAAGCUAAAGCAGUUUUACGAGGAGAUCAAGCCUGUGAUUGAGUCUUUGACGAAGCUGGCUGGUGAGGUGGCCGGAGUUGUAGCGACUCUUGAGGCAGCAAAGAAACAUCGCGACGAGACUGCAGUGCAGCGUCCUGAUAUGGACAUGGAUGUGUUCAACGCAACCGCCCUGUGGGACAUUUUUCGUGAGCAGGUCGAUGACAUGGAGAAAGCCAUUGCGAGUGUCGACUGUGACGGGAAGCGAGAAUACUUUCUCUCCCUCCGCAAAUUGGCUGUCAAUGGCAAGACCUAUCUGCAAACACAGGAAUACCUGUGCAGGCGUGGCGAUGAUCUUGCUGUCGUGCUCGUCAAGCUGCAGCGCCGCGACCAGGCCCGCCUCACUCUCUCUACUACGACCCUGAUGCAGCAAGACGCCGUGCUCGACAUCUUGCGGCGUGCCAUGUUCGACCGUCUCUUGUCGAUUCGCUCUUUGAUUUUUCUAGACUUCCAGUCAUAUUCUGAGGCCUACAUGCUCCAUGCCCUCACACCUUACUCCCCCAUCGCUUUCUCGCCUGUUCAGCCAGUUGUGGAUUUCCUGGACGCUGCUGCCAAACUCCAGGGCAGCGUUGCCGCCUUUGGAUUACGCGUCCAGAUCCAGAACCGCCGUUUUGUAAUUCGCACACUUGGAAAUGCUACGGACGCAACGGAUUCGCGAGCGCAAUUGGGUGCCGGGCAAUCGGUUACGGUCUCGCUUCGCCCAGGUCCAAACAUCUUCAACGGCUUCAGCCGUAUCCGUGUCAGUCGCGUUCGAUGCUAUCUUGAUGGGGUGAAGACGGUUUGCCCACCCACGGGGAUUGACACCUUGAGGUUGUAUCUCAAGACACCAGGCCGCUUUUCCGAUAUCGCGUUGCCUGGCGCCCGGACAGACAGGGUGCCAAAUUUCGUGGGAGAUGCCCUUGCUCUGCUAUUUGAGUACGUUCCUCUAGAUGGGUCGAUUGUCUGCGACAGAGAAUACAGUCAACAGAGGGACUGCACGCUUCAAACACCGCUGACCGAGUGGGAGGUUUGUAUUGCACCAGGUGGCCUUGAGGUGAAGGACCUUGACCUUGAAGAGUUGAUGGGGUUGAGGAUGGAGUUUUGCUAUGCUGGAGCCUCAGCUGCCGGGGCUGCUGCUGGCGCUGCCUCUGGUGCCGCCUCGGGUGCCAUAUCCGGCGCUGCUGCCGGGGCUUUCGCGGGUGCUGCCGCCGGAGCGGGAGCCGCUGCUGGAGCCAACUUUGCCAACAACAUGCGGCCCAUGACCCCAGCUGCCAUGACAAUGCCAAUGAUGGGGUACAGCAUGGGUGCCGGACCUGUCUCCAUGACCGCUCAGUCCUUUGUUUACACUUCUCCCGUCGGGCCCAACACGGGCAUCCCGAUCCAGAUCACGUCCUUUUACCCCAUUGGCACAUUUGUUGGCCCUGGCGGACCUGUCCAGGCGCCUAUGAACGGCUACGCGCCUCCGAUGGCCAUGCCCGUUCGCCUAGCUCCUUAGACCGCUGCUGGAUUUGAUCAAUGGAGGGAGCAUAAGAGAGGGGAUCUGGUUUCGAGUUAGAUUUUUGAAUGGCCUUGCACAUUGAGGUUGGGGAUAGGGGUUAUGAAUCUAGUUUUCUUUUGUGCAGGGACACGUUAGUUGCUUGGGUUUAUAGCGUCCUCUGGUAUAUUCGUGAGAGGGAUAUGAGGAAAUAAACAUUGUUAGUUUUGAA